GAACAAUACAAGGCCCCAACAACAAAAGGAAAAAUCAAAAGAAACCAAGAACCAAACAAAUGAUUAUACAAAAGCAAAAGAGAAAAAAAAAGUGGAACUGAACUAUGUCCCAUGCCAACAUUUCUCAGCUACAACAAGUGUUAUUGUUUUGCUGUCUCUUUAUAAUAAUUUGUGUGUUUUCCAACAAGAUUAGUUACAUUCCAAGAAAUGGGAAAGAGAGGAACAAGGUUACCUGGUUUUUGCUUGAACCGAAUUAGGCCUCAUGCGAGGGUGCGUUCGCCAAUUAUACAAAUCAAGAACAAAAGUGAUAAUGAUACUAAAAUUGAUGAGAAAACUGGGAAUUCUUCAUGCAGUGUUUGUGAGGAGAAAUUUAUUGUCGAUGAUGGUGUGAAACAAGGGUCAGUAAUUGGUAGGAAGAUUAUGAUUGUGAUUGAUUCAAGUUUUGAAGCUAAGGGUGCUUUGCAAUGGGCACUAACUCACACUGUUCAGAAUCAGGAUACUGUUGUUCUUCUUCAUGUGAUGAAAUCUUCUAAACAAGUAGCCACUGAUGAUGAAGCUUCUAGAAAGGAAACAGAUCCAAGAGCUUAUGAGCUUGCUUCUUCUUUCAAGAAUAUGUGUAAUGCGAAGAUGCCCGAGGUACAAAUUGAGAUUGCAGUAACAGAAGGGAAAGAAAAGGGACCAAAAAUAGUGGAGGAAGCAAAAAAACAUGGCGUGGGACUUUUGGUUUUGGGGCAGAAGAAGAGGUCCACCACAUGGCGUCUUCUAAUGAUGUGGGCAGGCAAUAGAGUAACUGGUGGUGUGGUGGAGUAUUGUAUACAAAAUGCACAUUGUAUGGCAAUUGCUGUGAGAAGAAAGAGCAAGAAAUUUGGAGGGUAUAUGAUUACUACUAAACGUCAUAAAGAUUUCUGGCUUUUAGCUUAAUCUAUAAUCAAUUCUUUGGAAUGGAUCUUGUCACCUUCAAGAUUUUAAUGUUGUUGUGUUUUGUAAAAUCACAAUGUUUUUUUUUUUUUGUGUGUACAUAAUAAAGGGUUAUGAGAAAUGAAAAAGGUGUGAAUUUGUGAAUGGGAAGAAGAAAUGAGUCAUUGUUUAUAUACUUUUUUUGCUGCACAA
This is a messenger RNA of Vicia villosa (hairy vetch), 1110 nucleotides long. Its product is annotated as universal stress protein PHOS32-like. Lineage: Eukaryota; Viridiplantae; Streptophyta; Magnoliopsida; Fabales; Fabaceae. Bases 208 to 921 code for a protein of 237 amino acids. The record is from RefSeq and is a predicted model, not a curated record. The transcript is spliced from 3 exons.